AUGGCGCCUAGUGCGAAAUCAGGACAGGAUAAUAGCAAGCACAAAACACAAAGAAGAUACAAAGACCACAUCGUUAAACUUCUCGUGCGAGGGAAGCUUUCAGGACAGUUUUCUCAGCAUCUGUUCAGAAAGCUCCCUCCUCGUGUGUGUGUUCCAUUAAAGAACAUUGUCAGUGAAGAAUACCUGAGAGCAGGGCAUAUCUUUCUUGGCUUCACCAAGUGUGGCCGCUACAUUCUCUCCUACACCAGGGACUGUGGAGAGGAUGAUGAUUUCUCUUUCUACACCUACCAUUUAUAUUGGUGGGAGUUUAAUCUUCACAGUAGACUCAAGCAGGUCCAAUAUGUGCGACUGUUUGCAGGCGAGGAAAUCUACAAUGACCUUUAUCUAACUGUGUGCGGGUGGCCAUAUGACCAGUCUAAAAUUGUCAUCUUUGGUUUUAACUCUCUCUUGAUGAACUUGAUGAGCGCCGAGAACUACAGAGAUAUCUACAUCACCAUCGUCUCAAUGCCGCCCCCUCACCCUUGCCAUGAAUGCUGCGCACUUCCUUUGUCCACAUCAGUACGCAAUGAAAGUGGUGAGUGUCUGGAGCACGGUUACGUCCUCAACAGCAGGUAUCAGGUGGUGUACCCCUUUCCCACUUUCCAGCCUGCUUUCCACCUGAAAAAGGACCAGGUCAUCCUAUUGAAUACGAGCUAUUCUUUGGUGGCUUGUGGAAUCUCCCUCUGCCAAGGCAAAGCGGGCAAGUCGUCACAGAUUCUCUAUACUAAGAGAGCGUCUUUGUCAUGUCAGGCGUCCACGUCGUCCUCUCCCAGCGCUUCAGCUUCCUCGCUGCCUCAGGGAUCACCUGAUAGGCAAUCAACUCAGAGCAAAUUAACACAGAGUCCCCUUUCUCCCCGCCAAUCACAAGCCGUGACACGAGCUCGAGAAUUUGCAGCCGACCUUUUUCGACGAGCCCAGGGUGGCGCUGCUGGCGAUGGAAAAGAAGCCGCAUUCAAACCGUCCGAGCCAUUGGUAUUAAACGAUCGCCAAGAAGAACCGGAUUGUCCCAAAAAGAUGCAGAAAGACAAACAGACUUGUUUAACAGAAAAAUUAACAUUGGGCCAUAGUUCAACACACUCGUCAGAACAAAUGUUGUGUCCUGCGUCGUCUUCAUCAUCGCCUUCCCCCCCUGCUACGCUGUCGACAUCUCAGGAGCUUGAACACAGUGAGCCUGGAUAUGUCAACUACUCAUGUCUACACUACUGUCCCCAGCCGGGCUCAUUGGAGCAGAAUACAGGGGGCAAUACAGGUUACGAAGACGAUAAAGUACAGCUGGCAUUCACGGUCACCGAUCUUAAAGGGCGGAGCCUGCAGCUGGUCAACGAGCCAGAUGAUGGACAGAGCGUACGUGUGGAGCAGCUGACUCUGGACUUUGAGUAUCUAAUUAAUGAGGUGAUCAGGAGAGAUGCUGCAUGGGCAUCACAGUUCUGCUCUUUCAGCGAUUACGACGUGGUCAUUUUGGAGGUGUGUCCAGAGACCAACACCGUCAUAAUCAGCAUCGGCCUGCUGUUAUUGGCCUUCUCCCCCUCAGAGCAUUGCAGGCCCAACACGUACCAUUCAAACUUGCAGGUCAGUUGGGACCUUAACACUGGUGUAUGUUGCACUGUGGGUGUCGGCGAUCUGACAGAGGUCAAGGGUCAGACCAGCGGCCGUGUGUGGAGCUCUUACAGGAAGUCGUGUGUGAACACGUUGAUGAAGUGGCUCAUUCCUGAGAGCAGCUCGCGCUACAUCAACCGCUUGACCAAUGAAGGACUACACAAAGGAACAUCUCUUCAGGUGUUGGCUGAUAGCGACAGAUGCACCUGGAUUGUUCUGUGA
Messenger RNA from Nerophis lumbriciformis (worm pipefish), 1857 nucleotides. Lineage: Eukaryota; Metazoa; Chordata; Actinopteri; Syngnathiformes; Syngnathidae. The record is from RefSeq and is a predicted model, not a curated record.